Fulvia fulva is the source of this 3741-nucleotide messenger RNA. Its product is annotated as Ras guanine nucleotide exchange factor A. Lineage: Eukaryota; Fungi; Ascomycota; Dothideomycetes; Mycosphaerellales; Mycosphaerellaceae. The record is from RefSeq and is a predicted model, not a curated record. The transcript has a single exon. Bases 1 to 3741 code for a protein of 1246 amino acids. Gene Ontology annotation, biological process: Ras protein signal transduction; positive regulation of GTPase activity. Gene Ontology annotation, molecular function: guanyl-nucleotide exchange factor activity; protein binding. Gene Ontology annotation, cellular component: plasma membrane.
AUGGAUACGAGCGAGGGGCCCGUCAGCAUUGGCGCGGAGUCCAGGCAUUCCCGACCUAUUAGUGAGAACUGGCACACGGCCAACGAUGGAACAUGGAGCGAAUCAGGAGCCUCGCGACGACCUUCGGCACCAGCGACCAGAAUAAUCCACUCUUCUACCGCGAGUGCGACUUCAAGCCGCCGGAAGCCUUCCCAGAACAUCGAAACGACGACGAUAACGACCGCUGGGUUUGUGUCGCACAUCACUCCCCCUCAGACACCGGUGAGUCCAUCGCCUGAUUCUGAGAUGGAUCUGCAACCCGCAGCGCAAUCACUCUUCCACAACUACCUCCGCGCGAUGUACUCCUUUGCGCCUUCAGCCGAAUCGAUGCCCGACGACGAUGCUUCGCAGUCGGCGGUCGCCCUAAGGCCUGGCGACCUGAUACUGGUACAUUGUGUUCACGCCAACGGAUGGGCAGAUGGCACUGUGCUGAACACGAGUGAGCGAGGCUGGCUGCCGACAAACUAUUGCGAAGCGUACGACCAUCCAUACUUGCGCAACUUGCUCAAUGCCAUGACACAGUUCUGGGAUCUGCUAGGAGCAAGUGAGGAUGCGAGCCUAUCCACGUUUGUCAGGCAAGAUUAUAUCAGAGGACUGAUCGCUGGUGUGAGGUACCUACUAGAGCGUGCAGACUGUCUACACCGCGACGCAGCGACAGUGAAGCGACACGCUGGCGUGAGACGAAUGCGAAAAGGUCUUCUGGCAGAUCUCUCUUCACUUGUGCAAAUCGCCAAGAAGCUCCAGGAAACGAUCGGCGAAGCUUUCGCGGGAGAGGUAAUCCAUGUUUUGCUUGACGAUCUCAUCUCGAAGGCAUUCCGGAUGGUCACGAGAGCAGCGAGCUUUACUGAUGUCUGGACAACGGAGACGAAGAAAGGUGAAUCGAAGAAUGCGCCACGCCGCCCACUGACCCCACCGAUCGAGAGCAUCGGAUUGGCCAUCGACACCCAGGCUUCUGUCAACACGAAGAGAGACACGGUGGACGCGAUCGACUCGGCUAAGCAUUUCCCAGAGAUUUCUGAGACGAGCCACACCAGUAGUCAUGAAACUGUCGCCAAUGAAGAGCAGAAAUUCCCGGAAGAGCGUGCGCCUCGCUUGUCGAUGGCGUUUUCGCCGCCGGAUGGUCUGGCUGCCCAUCGUGUGUCACUCGUACCAAGCGAAAGCAACCACGCCAGAUCCGGCCCUUUGGCCCUCGAGCAGCUCGCCAAAGUCCAUGAUAUUUGCAUCAGCCAUAUCGGUGCCUUCAUAGGACACCAUCUACACUCGAGGCCAUCAGCAGAGCUUGUUGCUACGACUGAACGGUUGGUGCAAGUCUGUCGGAACCUACUGGCGAUCAUCGAUGAGGUCUACACGCAUGAUCCUCAAAAGUCCUCGCUCGUCCAACAGUCCAAGGACGAGUUCGAAAUAAAGCUGGAAGAAUUGGCCAAAUCAACACAGGACGUUUUUCGAUUCUCCGACUCGGAGGACGACGAUGUCAUCAUGCUUCCGGAUAAGACUAACCAUCUGAUCAGUGUUGGUACGAACUUGAUACGAAACACUGGCGAGUGCGUCGUGAAGACACGCCAAUUGAUUGAGCAAAUCGGAGAUUUUGAGCUUAGGACAGUACAAUUAUCAGGAUCAAAUCACGAGAUACCGCGGCGGAUUGACAGCAUGCCACAAGAUGAUGCUUUGGACAGACGUUCCUCGAAACGCAUCUCGAUCAAGCGAAUGUCGAAGAUUCUCAUGCCACCACCACCGCCAGUAAUCAAGGACGACACUCCUCUCGAGGAGGAGCAGGAUGUUGCAGAGCCAUCAACUACGGAGAAAGCAACCGUAGUCGAGUCGACCACGACAGCAGCCCCAGAACAGAAGCCUCUUCCUCCACCGCCUGCAGUGCAGCGGAGGUCUACCAUGGGCGGGUCGCAAUCUUCGAGCUUGCAUGUCGACACCUUGAGGAGUCCAAGAUCGGUUCGAGCUGACUCAACCAGCCCUGCUCGCAAGGAUAGUGUUGGCUUCUCGAUUUCAGGCUCCACGGACACAUUCUGCAGCAGCGCGCGCGAUUCUAGGACGACGAUUGUGUCAGUGUCGACCCGUGCAACAACGCCCGACAAAGAGGCCCCCUCGGAUCAUGCCAUGAUGAGCAGCUUCGCCAGUAUCUCGAGCAUGCGCUCCCUGAUCACGGAUGAUAGCAUCGAUGGUGAAGCUCUGCUGCAGCAGACAUACGCGCACGAGUUGACCUUCAACAAGGAUGGCCAGGUCACUGGAGGCAGUCUGUCUGCGCUCGUUGAGCAGUUGACUACCCAUGACUCGGCCCCUGAUCCGCAAUUUGUCACUGCAUUCUUUCUCACUUUCCGCAAAUUCUGCGAACCGCGAGAAUUCGCCCAGGCACUCAUACAGCGUUUCGACUACAUCGGCGACAGCAGAACCGUAGGAACCCCAGCUCGCCUUAGGAUCUACAAUGUCUUCAAAGGCUGGCUGGAGACAUACUGGUGUGCCGACGCUGAUAAGGACGCACUCGGUGAGAUCCGAUUCUUCGCCAUGCACAAGCUGAAGCAGGUUUUACCUGCGGCCGGCGACAGGCUUGCUGAGCUCACCAAGAGGAUCACGGAAGGUUAUGCCAAUGGCAAGAGCAACGGACCCCUUGUAUCCGGCGUGGGAAAGUCAAGCAUGUCUAUCGGCUCGCACCUUGUCAACAAUGCUGCCAACGUGCCUGAGCCACUCAUCACCCUUAAGCAGUUGAAUGCAAUACGGGUGGCUAAUGGAGGUGGCGCGGCAUGUAGCAUCAUUGAUUUCGACCCGAAAGAAAUUGCGCGACAGAUUACGCUCCUGGUGAUGAAGGAAUACUGUGAGAUUCGCCCGGAAGAGCUGCUCAGCAUGGACUGGACCCGACCCAACACCAAGAGAGCCAAGAACGUUCGAAACAUGUGCCAGUUGAAUACCGACCUGUCCCACUUGGUCAAUGACUCCAUACUUGCUCCAGAGGAUCCCAAGAAGCGAGCAAAGACAAUCAAGCAAUGGGCUAGGAUCGGUACGGCGUGUCUCGAGCUCAGCAACUACGACUGCGUCAUGGCUAUAAUGUGUUCCAUCCAUUCUUCUGUCAUACAGCGACUGAAGAAGACUUGGGAUCUGGUCAAGAAGCCUAUCAAGGCCGAGCUGGAUGCAUUGGACAAGGUGGUGGACAUGUCGAAGAACUAUUCAAUGCUCCGCAAAAGGCUCGAGUCACCUACAGCACCCUGCCUGCCUUUCCUCGGAGUCUACCUUACGGACCUGACAUUUGUUCUUGCUGGCAACCCCAAGAGACGAGAACUACCGGGGAGCACGUCAGCCGAGGGUGGACCCAUCUCGGUCAUCAACUUUGACAUGUACAUGCGCAUUGCGAAGAUCAUCAGCCACCUACAAAAGUUCCAAGUGCAAUACAAGCUCAAGCCAGUGCCGGAAGUGCAGACAUGGCUCGAGCAAUACCUACAGCGCAUGCGCGGAGGCCACGACGACAUGGUCAGCAUCUUCCACCGCCGCAGUCUCGCAGUCGAACCAAAGCAGGAAGAGAGAAAACACACCCUCUCCUUCCGAAGCGAAAGCGACGCACAGCGUCCUCCAACCGCUGGUGGCCAUCAUGCCACGCCCCCGCCCACAACGAUGGAGCGCUUCGACUUCUUCCACAAGAGCACCUCCUUUAUGAACAUGCGCAGCCAGACGACGCUGUCGAUCCACGCAGACCCAGAUUAG